AUGUCCCACAAUAACUCUCUUGUAUCAGAAGAAUUGUUUCAAUUGCAAAAGGAGAUUUUGGCAAAAAAUCCUCAAGAUGUCUUACAAUUUUGCGCUAAUUACUUCAACAAUAAAUUGCAAGGACAAAGAAGUUACUUGUGGUCACAAAAUGCAAAAGCCCAAGCAGCAGGCAUAAACUUAUUCCCCUCUGUUGACACUAUCAAUGCUCAAACAAACUCGUCCAAUUCUACGAGUGACAGAGAACCAAGUUUCAAAUCACCGUUUGUGUUGAAGGACCCACAUCUGACUCAUAACGAGAACGUAUUGGUUGGAGAAAAAUCUCAUGCUGUUGGUGGUGGUGAUGACAAUAGUAUGUUUAAAUCUAAUUUCGAUCUUGAAGGCAGUGAGCAGGCGCCACCUACUAAAGAAGAGAUGGAUUCUCAAAACCCAUCAUCAAAACCAUCAAGGUCGCUUUCACAAUCACAAUCACAAUCGCAACCACAACCACAACCACAAUCGCAACAAAUCAACACAAGCUCCUUCCAGAAAAUCCCGAUAAGUUUCAAUGCUAAUAGGAGAACCUCUGUUUCUGCAGAGGCAUUAAAUCCAGCAAAAUUAAAGACAGAGAGUUGGAAACCUCCUCAGAAUAACUUAUCUUUGACAGAAGAAGAGAACUUGGCUAAGAAUUUUCAGAAUAAUUUCCUCUUCAAACAAUUGGACGAGAACUCCAAAAAAACGGUUAUUUCUGCAUUACAAACCAAACACUUUAAAAAGGACUCUGUAAUAAUCACGCAAGGCGAUGAAGGGGAUUUUUUUUACAUAAUAGAAUCAGGAACUGUUGACUUUUACGUCAAUAAUGCUAAAGUUAAUUCCGGUAGUGAUGGUUCCUCAUUUGGCGAGUUGGCAUUGAUGUAUAACUCCCCGAGAGCCGCAACAGCCAUUGCAGCUACCGAUGUCACACUCUGGGCAUUGGACAGAUUAACUUUCCGCCGAAUCUUACUAGAGGGAACUUUCAAUAGAAGGUUGAUGUAUGAGGAUUUCCUCAAGAGUAUCGACAUUUUCAAAUCGUUGAGUGAACACGAGCUCUCCAAAUUAGCCGACGCUUUAAGCACAGAAAUGUAUAAAGAAGGUGAUGUUAUUGUGAGAGAGGGUGAACAAGGCGAAAAUUUUUACUUGAUUGAGAGCGGUACUUGUCAAGUUUCUAAUAAGAAACUAGGCGAUAUCAAAAAAUUAACCAAGGGAGAUUAUUUCGGUGAACUCGCGUUGCUCAAAGAAAUGCCGAGACAAGCCACGGUGACAGCUACAAAUAAUGUCAUUGUAGCAACAUUAGGAAAAUCUGGUUUCCAGAGACUUUUGGGACCAGUAGUCGAUGUAUUGAAGGAUAGAGAUCCUACAAAGAUUCAAGACCCAACGGCUUGA
This is a messenger RNA of Lodderomyces oxycetoniae, 1398 nucleotides long. RefSeq names its product cAMP-dependent protein kinase regulatory subunit (gene BCY1). Gene Ontology annotation, molecular function: cAMP-dependent protein kinase inhibitor activity; protein kinase A catalytic subunit binding; cAMP binding. Gene Ontology annotation, cellular component: cAMP-dependent protein kinase complex; nucleus. Bases 1 to 1398 code for a protein of 465 amino acids. The record is from RefSeq and is a predicted model, not a curated record. NCBI's taxonomy places the organism in Eukaryota, Fungi, Ascomycota, Pichiomycetes, Serinales, Debaryomycetaceae. Gene Ontology annotation, biological process: negative regulation of cAMP-dependent protein kinase activity. The transcript has a single exon.